AUGUCCCCAACGCUGCCUGCCCUCUUCUGCCUUGGACUGUGUCUGGGGAAGGCGAUGCAAGCUCAGAACGGCCCACUGCCCAAGCCCUCCCUCCAGGCCCUGCCCAGCUCCCUUGUGCCCCUGGGGAAGCCGGUGACCAUCCGCUGCCUGGGGCCUCUGGGUGUGGACUUGUACCGCCUGGAGAAACUGAGAUCCGGGAAGUAUAUGGACCAGGCCGUCCUCGUCAUUCCGGCCAUGACGAGAGAGCACGCCGCACGCUACCGCUGCUCCUACCAGAAUGGGAGCCUCUGGUCACCCCCCAGCGACCAGCUGGAGCUGAUUGCUACUGGAGUUUUCGCCAAGCCCUCGCUCUCAGCCCAGCCCAGCCCAGCGGUGUCCCCAGGAGGGGACGUGACCCUGCAGUGUCAGAGCCAAUACGGUUUUGACCAAUUUGCUCUGUACAAGGAGGGGGACACUGGGCCCUACAAGGGACCAGAGCGGUGGUACCGGGCUGAUUUCCCCAUCGUCACAGUGACUGCUGCCCACAGCGGAACCUACCGAUGCUACAGCUUUUCCAGUGCAUCCCCGUACCUGUGGUCAGCCCCCAGCAAUCCCUUGGACCUUGUGGUCACAGGGACCUCUGUGACCUCCACCCGGUUGCCCACAAAACCACCUUCCUCCAUAACAGAAUUCCCAGAAGCCUCCAGGAAACUGAACAUCUCAUUCGUAAACAAAGUCUCCACAACGAAGCCUUCUAGGAAUAUCACCGUCUCCCCAAAGGGGUCAGACUCUCCAACUGGUCUUGCCCACCAGCACUACACUAAGGGCAAUCUGGUCCGGAUAUGCCUUGGGGUGGUGAUUCUAAUACUCUUGGUGGGGUUUCUGGCAGAAGAUUGGCACAGCCGAAGGAAACCCCUGGUGCACCGGGUCAGAGCUGUCCACAGGCCACUCCCACCCCUCCCACGGACACAGAAAUCACUUGGUUGUCAGGAAUGGGGUCGACCAGAUGGUCAUAAACCUGGGUGCCACCAUUAG
Molecule: messenger RNA, 1014 nt
Organism: Equus quagga
Lineage: Eukaryota; Metazoa; Chordata; Mammalia; Perissodactyla; Equidae
Gene: GP6
Product: glycoprotein VI platelet
Exons: 8
Coding region: 1-1014 (337 amino acids)
Source: RefSeq, a predicted model, not a curated record